Molecule: messenger RNA, 1629 nt
Organism: Microthlaspi erraticum
Lineage: Eukaryota; Viridiplantae; Streptophyta; Magnoliopsida; Brassicales; Brassicaceae
Source: the annotation of a GenBank genome assembly
AUGGCUGGUUCAUCGAGAAAAAGUCUAUCUUUCUCUGGUCAUUCAUUUCAAGGGAGAAAGAAAGCUUUUGAAAACAACGAAAAUGGUGACCUUCCUCCACGAAGAUCUCUCACAUCUUCUCGUUCUUCAAUAAGCUUGAGUGGUGAAAGAAGUGGAGAGAGAACUGUAAAGAGAUUAAGGUUGUGUAAGGCUCUUACUGUACCUGAUAGCACAACUUUAUAUGAAGCUUGCCGAAGGAUGGCUUCACGUCGCGUUGAUGCUUUAUUGUUGACUGAUUCUAAUGCAUUACUUUGUGGGAUCUUAACAGACAGGGAUAUAGCAACAAGAGUGAUUGCUAAAGAGCUCAAUCUUGAAGAAACACCAGUAUCUAAAGUUAUGACCAAAAACCCUGUUUUUGUUUUGUCUGAUACUAUGGCUGUGGAAGCUCUUCAAAAGAUGGUGCAAGGGAAAUUUAGACAUUUGCCUGUUGUAGAAAAUGGAGAGGUUAUUGCGCUUUUAGAUAUCGCAAAGUGUUUGUACGAUGCAAUUGCUCGUAUGGAAAGAUCAGUUGAUAAAGGUAAGGCUAUCGCCGCAGCUGUUGAAGGCGUCGAAAAGAACUGGGGCACAUCUAUUGCUGGACCAAAUACGUUUAUGGAGACACUUAGAGAAAGAAUAUUCAAGCCUUCACUUUCAACUAUAAUUCCAGAGAAUACAAAAGUUCUAAAGGUUGGACUUGAAGAGACAAUACUAGAAGUAACCAUGAAGAUGGUGGAAUAUCAAUCUAGCUCAGCUAUGGUGAUGGUUGAGAACAAAUUAGCAGGGAUUCUCACAUCAAAAGACAUAUUGAUGCGGGUGAUAGCACUAAAGCUUCCUCCAGAGACGACUACCGUGGAGAAGGUUAUGACACACAAUCCAGAAUCUGCAACAGUUGAUAUGGCAAUUGUUGACGCCUUGCAUAUCAUGCAUAAUGGAAAAUUUCUUCAUCUUCCUGUAUUAGAUAAUGAUGGAGAUGUUGUAGCUGGCAUUGAUGUAAUCCACAUAACUCAUGCUGCUGUUACCACGGCGGGGAGUACGGCUGGAAUAAAUAACGAGACAGCAAACUCAAUGAUGCAAAAGUUUUGGGAUUCAGCUAUGGCUUUGUCUCCUAACGAAGAUGGAGACGAGACAACAAGGAGUGAAGAAGAAUCAUUGAAGAUGUCUUCUGAGAUUGAAGGGGCAAAAUCAUUUUCAUAUCCCAACACAUUUGCUUUCAAACUCAAAGAUAAAAAAGGACGGAUGCAUAGAUUCAUGUGUGAAACACAGAGUUUGACAACUCUGAUAACUGCAAUACUACAACGGAUGGGGGAUGACAUUGAGCAAGAUAACUUGCCUCAGAUAAUGUACGAAGAUGAAGACAAUGACAAAGUCAUUUUGGCAUCAGAUGGUGAUCUUGGAGCUGCUGUAGAGCACGCCAAAUCAAUAGGCUGGAAGGGCUUGAAAUUACACUUGGAGUACAUAAAAGAGAGAGGGAACAGGAGGGGUUUGAGCUCAGAGGGUAUGGACUACGAGCAAUCAAACUCAUGGGCAGCCGCUUACAAAACAGUUGCAGCCGGGGCUGCUCUUGCCGCUGGACUUGGAGUUUUGGUGUACUUUAAACGCCACUCAAACUAA